CUCACUUUGCAUUUUGCAAAUAUUGUUCAGUGAUACUGCUUCAGAAUCUAACUCUCUGUAUUGCCGUAUCUGAAUUUGCAUAGCUAGUUUUUCAAGAUGUUUGGUCACAAGAAAUCUCCACUGCAUAGGAACGCUAGACAUACCUCAGUUGACUCUAGAAUUUCUGGCUCAAAUCCUUUUGAUUCUGAUGGUGAGUCAGAUAACAAGCAAGCCCUAACAACCUCCAGGAGGACUUCUUCAGAGCCUUCACUAGUUACCCAAAACACGAGUACCAACCCAUUUGAUGAUGAAGAGGUCAAAGGGACUUCAUCGUCAUCAUACACCUCCAAUCAUUCUGCUAGAAAUAAAUACAAAAAUGAUUUCCGUGACUCAGGAGGAUUAGAGAACCAAACUGUUCAAGAGUUGGAGAACUAUUCUGUUUAUAGAGCUGAAGAGACAACAAAGGCAGUGAAUGGUUGCCUGAAGAUUGCUGAGGAAAUGAGAGAGGAUGCUACUAAAACACUGGUGACCUUGCAUCAGCAGGGUGAACAAAUAACAAGGACGCAUCAUGCUGCUGCAGACAUUGACCAUGAUCUUAGUAGGGGUGAAAAGCUUUUGGGAAGUCUAGGAGGCAUGUUUUCAAAGACUUGGAAGCCUAAAAAGAAUCGUCCGAUAGCAGGGCCCAUAAUAACAAGAGAUGAUGCAGUUUAUAGAAAGGGUAGCCAUCUAGAGCAGAGGGAGAAAUUAGGAUUGACUUCAGCACCGCAAGGAAGGUCAAAUUCACGAGCUCCACCUGCUGAACCAACAACUACAUUGCAGAAAGUUGAGGUAGAAAAGGUCAAGCAAGAUGAUGCGCUGUCAGACUUGAGUAAUAUCUUAGGGGAACUAAAGGAAAUGGCUGUUGACAUGGGAUCAGAGAUUGAAAGGCAGAACAAGGGCUUGGAUAAUCUUGAGACUGAUGUGGAGGAGCUUAACUUCAGAGUCAAGGGUGCCGCUCAGCGCGGUCGCCGGUUGCUGGGAAAGUAGGAAACAGAGCCCACAGGACAUGCAGUCAACAUUGGCAUGAAGCCUGAACUGUCCAUUUUAAUCGACACUUUUGGACCAAUUGCAAAUUAUACCUGCACUUCUACUCAUUCAUUGAAUUCUGUCUAAUACCAUGCAUUUCCCUUUGCAACCUGUAACAGAUAUAGCAAAAAAAAUUGAUUGAUCGUUCCUGAAUCUCUUAACCUGCUGCGAAUGAACCAGGACAUGUUUCUUUUCUGUGCUGAUCCAAUAUAAAUUUCUCAGACCCGUUAUAUUUUGC
Coffea eugenioides is the source of this 1282-nucleotide messenger RNA. RefSeq names its product SNAP25 homologous protein SNAP33. Lineage: Eukaryota; Viridiplantae; Streptophyta; Magnoliopsida; Gentianales; Rubiaceae. The record is from RefSeq and is a predicted model, not a curated record. The coding region runs from base 97 to 1005 and encodes 302 amino acids. Gene Ontology annotation, cellular component: SNARE complex; plasma membrane. The transcript has 5 exons. Gene Ontology annotation, molecular function: SNAP receptor activity.